Molecule: messenger RNA, 775 nt
Organism: Opisthocomus hoazin
Lineage: Eukaryota; Metazoa; Chordata; Aves; Opisthocomiformes; Opisthocomidae
Source: RefSeq, a predicted model, not a curated record
GUAUGAGAAUGAGCUGGUCCUCCGUCAGACUGUGGAGGCUGAUAUUAAUGGCUUGAGAAAUCUCCUGGAUGAUCUCACUCGUACUCGAUCUUCACUGGAAUCCGAGCUGGAGUCCUUGAAGGAUGAGCUGAUCGCUCUCAAGAAAAACCAUGAGGAGGAAAUGAGGCAGCUGCAGUCUCAAACCGGCGGCGACGUGAGCGUGGAGGUCAAUGCUGCCCCUGGCGAAGACUUGACGAAGACGCUGAACGACCUGAGAAACGAAUACGAGCAGAUCAUUGAGAGGAACCGCCGAGAGGUUGAGCAGUGGUAUGAAGUCAAGAUUGAAGAAGUCAACCGGCAGGUCACUUCCAGCAGCCAGGACAUCCAGACAAGCAACCACCAGGUCACUGAGUUGAGACGCGAACUGCAGAACCUGGAGAUCGAACUGCAGGCGCAGCUCAGCACGAAAAACUCUCUGGAAAACUCCUUGGCAGAAACCGAAUCUCGCUACGGCUGCCUGCUGCAACAAAUCCAAGUGCAGAUUAACGCCGUGGAGGAGGAGCUGGCCAGCAUCCGCUGUGAGAUGGAGAGUCAGAACCAGGAGUACAAGAUGCUCCUGGGCAUCAAGACCCGCCUGGAACAGGAGAUCGCUCAGUACCACGCACUGCUGCAGGAGGGACAGCAAGACAUUGUAACGUCUCAUGGAGCUGCCCAAGGAGGAGGAAUAUCCUCCCACUCUUACUCUUCUACUUCCUACUCUCAUGGUCAAUCUUGUGACAAGACAGAAACAGGCUAA